AUGGAUAAAAGUGGUUUAACAAAACUUGUGCCAGGCAUCUAUUCAACUUCGUUGGUCGAUGUUGAUCUUAAUAAUGUCACAACAAUGUAUCACCCGUUAAAAAAAGAAACAAGUCCGAAUGAAUUAACUGUUGAUUCGCUGACACCAUAUUACUAUCGAUCACGUGCGAAUUCUAAUAUCAUUCAAAGACGUUUUUCAACUGUUGAACAACCCACACCAACAGUAACAAUACAACCAGUAGGUAAAACUAUCACCGUACAUAUGUCGUUUAAACAUUUAUUUUCGCUUCAUUCUCAUGGUGGACAUCAUCAUUCGCGACGUCCGCAUUCCCAAUCAUCCGAUGGAGUUCGUCGUAGCAUUCUAGUGCGUACCAUUAAUGAUACUACAAAUCUAAAUCCUGAUGAAAAAAAUGAACAACUUGAUUCGGUUGAAACGAUCUCAGUCCAAUCUGCCACUCCAGCAUAUGCAAAUGAAGAACAAUAUCGUACUCGUCGUCGCUCUGUUCAAUUUCUUGAUAAAAAAUUUAUUCAAUUCGCAGCAACACCGCAUAUAGCACCAGAUGAUGAUUCUUCUUCUGCGACUAAUGCUUCGGAAGAUGUGUGUGAGUUCUAUUUAGCGUAUUUUCUCUCCACUAUUUCCCCUUCAAUCAUCAUGCCUUUAAAUGCAUUAGAGAGAAAGAAGAAAAGCAAAGAAUAG
Messenger RNA from Rotaria socialis, 696 nucleotides. The record is from the annotation of a GenBank genome assembly. NCBI's taxonomy places the organism in Eukaryota, Metazoa, Rotifera, Eurotatoria, Philodinida, Philodinidae.